Fusarium oxysporum Fo47 is the source of this 1282-nucleotide messenger RNA. Its product is annotated as bZIP transcription factor. The record is from RefSeq and is a predicted model, not a curated record. Gene Ontology annotation, biological process: regulation of DNA-templated transcription. Lineage: Eukaryota; Fungi; Ascomycota; Sordariomycetes; Hypocreales; Nectriaceae. Bases 346 to 1179 code for a protein of 277 amino acids. The transcript has 3 exons. Gene Ontology annotation, molecular function: DNA-binding transcription factor activity.
CAACCGUCUUGCUCUCCAUCUAUCUCCAAGUUCAUCAACAGAUUCAGCUUCAAGUAGCUUCAGAUCUUCUUGAUCAUUCUCAUCUUGCACUCAUAUAUACUUAUAUACCCACUACCACCACAAUCACCUCAAGCAACUCACCACCUCGCCUUGACCAUCAUAGCCUCUCAGUUCGUUUGGAUAUAAAGACAGACACAAGAGGACAGACAGAUACGGGAAACAAUUGAGAAGAAACCAACUCUCUCAAUCUUGCUUUGGGCCAUCUAGAGCUUCGUCGUUGCAAAAUCGACCGUUACAAUUCUCAGCUACAAGCAACCCCACACUCAAACAUAUAACAACUUCACAAUGUCCAUGUUUAUGACACAACCCGCCUACGCCUACGCGGCAGCUCCUCCACCCCCCAGACAAUACUCGGGAACAAGCAGUGCUUUCAGUGCUUCUGCCAACCCCGAUGAGGACUGGACCAAGAUCUCUGACCUCGCUGAGCGCCGAAGAAUACAGAACCGCAUUGCUCAGCGCAACUACCGCAAGAAGCUUAAGCGCCGUCUCGAAGACCUCGAGCGCCGUGCUGGUUCUUCUGACGAUGCCGAGUCCGACAAGCAGCCACAGAAGCCUACCAAGUCGAAGCGAUCCCCCUCCGCACCCAAGUCUCAAAAAUCGCAAUCCGGAGCUCCCAGCAAGUCUGUUGCUUCACAGGGCCAGUUCACUCCUCCCAUGGAGCCUACUGACGAGCUUUUCUUCCCCGGCACCUACGACGACCGAGCUCGCUCAGACAGCCCUCCUCAGUUCACAUACUCAACAUACCCUGCUCCCGAUGAGAUCCUCCUCGCACCCUACGGUUCCACUCAGUCAUACCCAGCCAUCACAACCGCUGAUGCCUACCCCAACUACAUGACAGCGUCUACAGUGCCUAUGACACUUCCUUCCAUGACACACUUUAGCGAUGCCAUCAAGCGGGAGACGUACCCUAGUGACGACGGACUCACUCCUUACAUGACCUACGGCUACAUGCCCCCCAUGGACUUCAACUCUGGUAGCCCAUACGAACAGUCCAACCCUCAUACUCCUCCGCUGUCGCAUUCUUUCGACCACUCUGCCAACUGCUCAGAGGCUGGCUUCGACUACCCUGCCACGCCUCUGUCAAUGCCUGGCUCGCCUGGUCUAAUUCAGCACCAAUAGGGCAGCUGGCAUGAAUGAGAGAAAGAAAGAAACAUAGCGAGAUUUGAGAUUUUGGAUUAGGCGUUGGAAAUGAGCCCCUACGAGGCAUAGCAUGGCGGGUUUU